UAAGAUGUGAUACGCAUACAAUCCACACGAAUCAUUCACCUCUCCUUCUUCCCCUUCUUCCCUGAAUUUUAUAAACCCUAAAAACUUAUGAGGCCUCAUAACUGCAUCAUCCAUCCAAGAUCAACUUGAUUAAUAGACAAGCGUGAUCUUCCAAAAUUCCUGUUGAUCAUUUAGUGGCUAAUUUAGGUGAUUGAUCACCCAAAUUAGCCAAUUUCAGUUGAUGCUAUGUAUGUAUAUUUUUAGGGAUUAUUAGUUUCACCACUUUUGUCUUUCAACCAAAACUAAACCACAUAUCAAAACAUUAACUUAAAAAGCCUAAAACAAAUCUCUCUUGUUCUGCAUGUCUUCCUCUCUUGCAUGGCAGAACAUCAUCAUUCUUUCAUGUUCUUCCUCCUACGUCUAUUAUCGGUGAUACAACUAGUAGCAGCGGCACAAGAACUAAAAGAACCGUCGACAAAGGAGGGUGGUAGUCAUUUCGAUUUGCUUACAAAGGUUUGCGAAAAGAAGGAGUUUGAAAACGUGACGAAUUUUGUAGUGAAUUUCAACGAAGCUAAUAACAUUCUUAUAAGGGAGAACUUUUUUGCUCCAAAAGCAGGGCAAACAUCGACUGGGAAAGAACCCUACAAAAUAUAUUUAAUGGCCGCAUGUUAUGAAGACCUCUCAGAGGAUCAAUGCAAUAGUUGCUACAUUCAAGCUCGUUACCAUCUCCCAACCUGCUUCCCACGGGCAGGUGGCCUUGUUCAUCUAGGUGGUUGCUUCCUUAGAGCUGCUAAUUACAAUUUCUUCCAUGAAUUUCUGUCUCCCAUGGAUGUAACGAUUUGUGGACCGACACUGAAAGAUGACAAAUCCCGCAAAGAAUCAAUUAAAAGAAUGGUGUAUGACACGGUUAAGAAUUUCAAGAAGGCAAAUGGGGAAGCUUACACAGAAGAUGAGUACACAUGGCCACUGUUCUGGGGUUCACCCCUUUAUGUCCAAGCUAACUGCUGGAAGACCUUGGACAAGUUUUCAUGUGCCUCUUGCCUUGAUAAGUCUGCCUCAACUAUCGUUUCUUGUCUUCCUGCUACUGAAGCUUGGGAUCUCAGAGCCGGUUGUAUGAUUCACUACUCUGACUAUCCAUUUUUUAGAGAAGGGAAAUCAUCAAGAAGCUCUGUUCGUAAUACGACUAUAACGUAUAUCGAGAUUGUUCUUGGUGCUACUAUGGUUUGUGCAUUCGCUAUUUGUAUUGGAAUCUUCGCGGGGAAAUUCGUAUAUGAUCGAAAAAACAGACAACAAGCUACAAUGAUAGCAGGAGCUGAUGGAGAUCAAUCACUGUUCAAGAGGAGUUUGAAAUUCAAGUACUCAACUAUAGAGAAAGCAACUCACUACUUUAGUGAAGCAAACAAACUUGGUCAAGGAGGUUUUGGUGAAGUAUUUAAGGGAACUUUAGCUGAUGGUAGAGAAAUUGCCGUAAAACGUCUUUACGUAAGCCCUACUAACAGAAGUGAGGAGAUAUUCAAUGAGAUGAAUGUGAUCAGUCAUUGUCACCACAAGAAUUUGGUUCGGUUCCUUGGUUGCAGCAUUACAACUCUAGAUAGCAUUCUUGUAUACGAAUUCGUUCCGAACAAAAGCCUCAACUUGUUCCUAUUUGAUAAUGAAAAGAAGACAGAAUUAGAUUGGAAGAAGAGGUUUGGAAUCAUAAAAGGAACUGCAGAUGGCCUAGCAUAUCUUCAUGAAGAUUGUCAAAUUGUUAUUGUUCAUAGAGAUAUCAAGGCGAGCAACAUCUUAUUAGACCUCCGAUUUAGACCCAAAAUUGCUGACUUCGGUCUAGCCAGAUUUUGUGCAGAUGAUACAGGAAAUCCCAAGGGUAUAGUCAUUGCUGGCACAUUUGGGUAUAUGUCCCCGGAGUACCUGACUCAUGGACAAUUAACAGAAAAGGUUGAUGUUUAUAGUUAUGGAGUUAUAGUCCUCGAAAUAGUCACUGGUAUCCAGAGUAACCAUUUCACUGCAGAUGAAUCGCUCGAAACAUUAGUAACUUGGACAUGGAAGCAUUACAAGACGAAUAAAGUGUCAGACAUAAUAGACGAAAGUAUCGAAAUAGUAGAAGAUCAUGAGGAAGUGAAAAGGGUAGUACAAGUGGGUCUGUUGUGCACACAAGAAGCAGCAGCAUUAAGGCCAACCAUGAAAGAAGUAAUACAAAUGCUGAGGCAAACUGAUCAACCACUUCCGGAACCUUCUAAACCUCCUUUCUUUGACGAAACUUUUGGAAGCGCCAAAAACGCCAACUUUUUAUACGGGUCAAGUCACGGUCACAGUCAUCAUCACGAAAAUGUUCCUGAUUUUUGUAAAUCUCAUCAUAGUAGUACCAAACAGCGCCACUAGUUAAAUUAGGUUCUUUUUUUCCCUUUCUUUUGGUAUAAAACAGUCUCAUUCGUGCAUUAGACAUUUCACAAA
Messenger RNA from Papaver somniferum (opium poppy), 2430 nucleotides. Its product is annotated as putative cysteine-rich receptor-like protein kinase 43. Gene Ontology annotation, molecular function: protein kinase activity; ATP binding. The coding region runs from base 358 to 2358 and encodes 666 amino acids. The record is from RefSeq and is a predicted model, not a curated record. The transcript has 7 exons. Gene Ontology annotation, biological process: protein phosphorylation. NCBI's taxonomy places the organism in Eukaryota, Viridiplantae, Streptophyta, Magnoliopsida, Ranunculales, Papaveraceae.